Pollicipes pollicipes is the source of this 1119-nucleotide messenger RNA. Its product is annotated as troponin C. Bases 62 to 541 code for a protein of 159 amino acids. The transcript has 6 exons. The record is from RefSeq and is a predicted model, not a curated record. Lineage: Eukaryota; Metazoa; Arthropoda; Thecostraca; Pollicipedomorpha; Pollicipedidae. Gene Ontology annotation, cellular component: myosin II complex. Gene Ontology annotation, molecular function: calcium ion binding.
GCAGUCGCCCGCCGCCCGCCGAGCCCGCCGAGCCCGCCGCCACCCCGACCGCACCGCAGCCAUGGCCGAUGACGAGCAGUACGCGGAAAGCACGGGUCUGGAUAUGGAGCAGAUCGUUGUGCUCAGGAGAGCAUUCGAUGGCUUCGACAAGGACAAGAAGGGCUACAUCUCGCCCGACACGGUCAGCGACAUCCUCCGCAUGAUGGGUAUCAAGGUCUCCUCCACCUCACUGAAGGCCAUCAUCGAGGAAAUCGACGAGGACGGCUCCGGACAGAUUGAGUUCCCAGAGUUCUUACAGCUAUCGGCCAAGUUCCUUAUAGAGGAGGAUGAAGAAGCAAUGCUUAAGGAAUUAAAGGAAGCCUUCCGUCUUUACGACAAGGAAGGCAACGGCUACAUCACCACCCAGACGCUGAAGGAGAUCCUGCACGAGCUGGACCAGCGGCUGACGGAGGAGGAGCUGCUCGGCAUCAUCGACGAGAUCGACGAGGACGGCUCGGGCACCGUCGACUUCGACGAAUUCCUGGAAAUGAUGACCGGCUAGAGCGGGGCCGGCGAAGUGCAUUUAGAUGACGAGUUCAUGGCCAUGAUGACGGGCUAGAGCGGCCGUGGUCCGGCGGCGCGCCCCGGCCCGGCAGCCACCCUCCGCCCCUCUCAGUCUUCGUCUCCCCUCGGCCGACCGUCUCCAGUUUCGCCGCCGCUGCUGCUCUCUCGUGGGCCUCCACCGACGCCAGCCAGCCCCGUCGGCACCUCAUCUGUCGCCUGCUUCACUCGCUGCGCCGCCUCUCUCGUCUGAUCUCAUGUCGUUCUGCUUCCUCUCGCCGUGCCGACCCUUCGCAUCUUGUCUCACAAUGUGCUACUUUUUCUUCGCAAGCAAAUGUUGAGCACGUCGAGGUGUUACUUGUUUUGAUGAAACCAUCAGUGUGGACCACCUGUGGCCAAGAUUUCGGCCGAACCACGCAUCACCACGUUUUAUGUUGUCCAUUCCUCACCAUUUUUACUUAGUAGUAUUAUGUUGUGUUUGAAACCCGGUACAAUUACCUCACGUCCUCGUCACGAGCGUCGUUGCGUCCGUGAUGAGCUGCUCUCGUUUCAACGCAAUACACUGAGCACACGGGAUUA